Molecule: messenger RNA, 3037 nt
Organism: Urocitellus parryii (Arctic ground squirrel)
Lineage: Eukaryota; Metazoa; Chordata; Mammalia; Rodentia; Sciuridae
Biological process (GO): regulation of DNA-templated transcription
Source: RefSeq, a predicted model, not a curated record
UUCGGCUUCCGUGGCCAGCCCUGGGGUCCCGCUGGCUUUGCCCUGCGGGUGCUGAAGAUCCCUGGUGGCCGCCUGGCUCCUGAGCGCCAGGAAAUGGAACUGUUGACAUUCAGGGAUGUGGCCAUUGAUUUCUCUCAAGAGGAAUGGGAAUGCCUGGAGCCUGCUCAGAGGAAUUUAUACAGAGAUGUGAUGCUAGAGACCUAUAGAAACCUGGUCUUCCUGGGCAUGACUUCUCAUCAUACCCAGGAAAUUUUACCAGAACCCAUCAGGGAACAUUUAUUUAAAAAAGCGAUAAAGAGAAGAUAUGGAAAUUGUGACCUUGACUAUUUACAACAAAAGAAAAUACAGAACAGUGUAGAUAACAGUGAAGGUCAGAAAUCAUAUUAUGAAGGACAAGACCAAUUAAUAGUGACUGUCCUUAAUACCAUCAAUAGUCCUCAAGAACAUUUAAUAGCUCAGAAGAGUAUUCAAUUUAUAACUGAAGGACAAGUUUCUCAAAGUGUUGAUUUUGAAAAUUUCUUUACAAACUGUCCAUUAUUCUGCAGUGAACAAAGAAUUCCUUCUUGGGCCCAAACAUACACUUUUAAUGAUGGUGGAAAGGCCCCUAUAUACUCCAUACUUCUUAACCAAAAUUCAGAUUUAGAUUUCAGCAAAGUGUGCAACACAUGUAAUGAAACAAGCAACACUUUCAGCCAGGUCUCUACACUAAGCAAUUACCAGUGUCCUUAUGUUGGAGAAAAAAAGUAUGAAUGUAGCAAAACACAGAAGAACUCUAGCUUUGGUUGCAAUAAAGGAGAACAUCAGUGUGGCCAUUGUGCACAGAACCUUUACAGAGAUGACAAAUGUGGGAAAAUCCUUCUUCAGUGCUCAAAGCACCAUGGGAGUACUCAGAGCCAAGAGGCACCUUGCAAAUGUGAGGAAUGUGAGAGAGCUUCUCACUCAACUGCAAGCCUUCCUCAAUACAGUGGAGCUCAUCCUGGAAAGGAGCCCCCCAAAUUUAAGGGAUGUAUUCAAGCAGGGAGUUCCACACCACUUUCUAAACAUCACAGGUACCAUAGUGAUCAACACUACAAAUGUGAAGAAUGUGGCAAAUCCUUUAAUAAUUGCUCAACCAUUUCUAAACACCUGAGAUGGCAUAGCAGUGAGAAACCCUACAAAUGUCAAGAAUGUGAAAAAAAAUUUAAGAAUUUUUCAACUCUUACUCAACAACAAAGGAUUCAUAUGGGAGAAAAGCCCCACAUAUGUGAAGAAUGUGGCAAAGGUUUUACUAAAAGAAGACAACUUACUCAACACCAGAGAAUUCAUAGUGGAGAGAAGCCCUAUAAAUGUGAAAUUUGUGGCAAAGCUUUUAAUAAAAGAUCACAUGUUACUCAACACCAGAGUACUCAUACUGGAGAGAAACCCUACAAAUGUGAAGAAUGUGGGAAAGGAUUUACUCAAAGAGCAUAUUUUACUCUACACUACAGUAUUCAUACUGGAGAGAAGCCCUACAAAUGUAAAGAAUGUGGGAAAGGAUAUACUCAAAGAGCAGGCCUUACUCAACACCAAAGAAUUCAUAGUGGAGAGAAGCCCUACAAAUGUGAAGAAUGUGGGAAAGGAUUUACUCAAAGACCAAGCCUUAUUCGACACCAGAGUAUUCAUACUGUAGAGAAGCCCUACAAAUGUCAUAAAUGUGGGAAAGAAUUUACUCAAAGAGUACAUCUUACUCUACACCACAGUAUUCAUACUGGAGAGAAGCCCUACAAAUGUAAGGAAUGUAGCAAAGCUUUUAGGUGUAAUUCAUUGCUUACACGACACCAGAUAAUUCAUACUGGAGAGAAGCCCUACAAAUGUAAAGAAUGUGGGAGAGGAUAUACUCAAAGAGCACACCUUACUCAACAUCAGAGAAUUCAUACCGGAGAGAAACCCUACAAAUGUGAAGAAUGUGGGAAAGGAUUUACUCAAAGACCAAGCCUGACUCUACACCAGAGUACUCAUAUGGUAGAGAAGCCCUAUAAAUGUGAAGAAUGUGGGAAAGGAUUUAUUCAAAGAGCCAACCUCACUCUACACCAGCGUAUUCAUACUAUAGAGAAGCCCUACAAAUGUAAGGAAUGUGGCAAAGCUUUUAGGUGUAAUUCAUUGCUUUCUCGACACCAGAAAAUCCAUACUGGAGAGAAGCCCUAUAAAUGUAAAGAAUGUGGGAAGGGUUUUAUUCAAAGUUCACACCUUACUCAACACCAGAAAAUUCACACUGGAGAGAAGCCUUACAAAUGUGAAGAAUGUGGGAAAGGAUUUAUUCGAAGAGCAGAUGUUACUCGACACCAGAGUAUUCAUACUGUAGUGAAGCCCUACAAAUGUAAUAAAUGUGGGAAAGCUUUUAGGUAUAAAUCAAGCCUUACCCAGCACCAGAGAAUUCAUAAUGCAGAGAUUCAAUGUUAAGAAUGUGGGAAAGGUUUUAAUCAAAGAGUAUGGCUUAUUCUUCACCAGACUAAUCAUAACAGGGAGAGGUAAUGCAAAUGUAAAAACUGUUGCACACCUUUUAGCAAUUGCUCAGGCUUAUCACUGGAGAAUUCAUAGUGUAUAGAAACCCUAACAAUGUAAAUACUGUGCCCAAGUCUUUACUCAAAUUUCAAAUUUUCCUUAACAUCAGAAACCUGAUACCUAUAGGGGAUGUGGAAAGACAUUUGCCUGAAAUAUAUGCCUUAAAAAUAGCAAAAUAUCAACAGUGAAGAAAACACCUUAAGGAAUAUAAAAAAAUAUAGCAAAGCUCUUAUCUGUACCUUGAUUCUUGAUGUAUGUGAGAGGGAAAUGAGGAAUUGCCUUUAACUUUUGCUUAAAAUUUGUUAAGCAUCCUUACCUGCUGGGGUAGAAAUAAAGAAAUUCUCACAAGUAUCAUAAAAUAGUGUAGAACUCUUGUCUCUGGAAGGAGGUAAAUUUAUUGUAAAUCAAAGAUUUCUCAAUAUUUUCACUUUUGAAAACUGGAGGAAACAAUUGUAACUUAGAUUCAUUUAUCAGAAGAUGACUUGUUCCUGAGAGUUGUCAAUCUAUAAUUUCAACU